Molecule: messenger RNA, 1488 nt
Organism: Meriones unguiculatus (Mongolian gerbil)
Lineage: Eukaryota; Metazoa; Chordata; Mammalia; Rodentia; Muridae
Gene: Spata22
Product: spermatogenesis associated 22
Exons: 7
Coding region: 180-1043 (287 amino acids)
Biological process (GO): regulation of meiotic cell cycle; meiotic DNA repair synthesis; homologous chromosome pairing at meiosis
Source: RefSeq, a predicted model, not a curated record
GCUGUUUGCCUGUGCCAUUGUUCAAUCAGAAAAAGAGGAACAGACAGCCUUUAACUUCUAAUCCACUUCAGAAUGAUCCAGGUAUCAGUACUGUUUCUGACAGUUACAGUUCCUCUUCUCUACCAACAGGUUGGGAGUGGGAAGCUGUGAAUCCAGAGGUGACACCUUUAAAGAAAACAAUGAAUACAGGGCAAAUACCAGCUUCUGCUUCUUAUCCCCCGAGAAGUCAAGAUUCUGCAUCUAAAUCUAUUCAGUCAAAUGUUGAAAGAAGCCAAAGUGGUUGGGGUUACAGAGGUGACAACAGAAAUGCCAGCUUGAGAACUUGGGAUAAAAAUGAUUUCAAACCCCAGUGUAAAACAGCAAGCCCAGCAGCAAGCAGUGAAUUCAGUUCUUGUCCAGUGAAUUUGGGAGCACAGCGACAAAGGCAGUUAGGAACACUUGAAUUUCCUAACUUACCUGAACACAAAGAAAAUGAAGUACUCAGACAGACAUGUUCAUCAAAACUUCCUGACUCUGCAGUGAAAGGCCCAGACACAGCCAGUACACUGCAGGCAUUUAAACCGAGUUUUCAGCAAAGUCCAUUUAAGAAAACAGUGUUGGGUGACAUUCCAGGAGAAAAGACUCCGAAGAAAGACCCCUUGCAUCCAUUGAAGGAAAAAGAUAAUUCUUUAAGAAUUAUUUCUGCAGUCAUUGAAAGCAUGAAAUACUGGUGUGCACAAGUGCACAAAACUGUACUUCUUUUUGAAGUAUUGGCUGUCCUGGAUUCAGCUGUCACACCUGGCCCACAUUAUUCAAAGACUUUUCUUAUGAGAGAUGGGAAAAAUAUUCUUCCAUGUGUAUUUUAUGAAAUUGAUCGUGAACUUCCAAGACUGAUUAGAGGCCGAGUUCACAGGUGUGUUGGACACUACAACCCAGACAAAAACAUUUUCAAGUGUGUUUCUGUCAGACCAGCAUCUACUUCGGAACAAAAGACUUUGCAGGCAUUUGUUACAAUUGCUGAUGCUGAGAUGAAGUAUCACACCAGAGUAAUGAAUGAAAUGUAAAUAGUGACAAAGGCUGUUAUGCAAGUUUCUUUUGUAUAAUUAGAAGCAUUUACUCUUACUAAUUUACCACUUGCAAGGUUUUAUCACUCUUGUUUUCCUGUAUUUCACUAAUUUAAAAAAAUAAAGCAUUUCUUACAGAUUUGACCAAAAUAGCUAGAUUUUUUUUUAAAUGUUGAAGUUUUAUUGAACUGUGCUUUACAUAUCAGCUAAAUCCCCAUUUAAAUCAUGGACUUUAAGUUUUUAGGAUGUUCACAAAGUUAUACAACCAUUGCCAUUAUCUAGAUCCAGAAAAUUUCAUCACUGCCAUAGAACACACCCAUCAACAGUUGCUCUCCAUCUCUUCUCGGGACUACUAGCUCCUACUAGCUAUGAUUUUUUUCUGUUCUGUGCAUUUCAAACUAGAGCUAGUUUUCAUAUAUGCUAAAUGAUUUUUAAAAUUUACUAA